AUGUCUUCUGCCGCCCCGGAGCUCCAGAAGAAGCCAGUCAACUUUUCCAACAUCCUUUUGGGUGCUGGGUUGAACUUGUUCGAAGUCACGACUUUGGGCCAGCCGCUUGAAGUCACCAAGACCACCAUGGCGGCCAACCGUUCGCUCUCCCUCAUCCAAGCCGCCAAGGUUGUGUGGUCGCGAGGUGGCCCGUUGGGCUACUACCAGGGGUUGAUCCCGUGGGCGUGGCUCGAGGCCUCCACCAAGGGUGCCGUGUUGUUGUUCGUCUCCACCGAAGCCGAGUAUCACUUCAAGAAGGCUGGUGCCAACAACUUCGGCGCGGGUAUCCUCGGUGGUGUUGCCGGUGGAUUGGCUCAGGCAUACCUUACGAUGGGCUUCUGCACGUGUAUGAAGACGGUUGAGAUUACCCGUUCCAAGGCUGCUGCCACGGGUGUUCCAGUGCAGAGUACGUUCCAGGUGUUCAAAGAGAUUUACAAGAAGGAAGGGAUCAGGGGGAUCAACAGAGGUGUAAACGCUGUGGCUAUCAGACAGUGCACCAACUGGGGUUCCCGUUACGGGUUGGCCAGAUUGGCUGAAGAAGGGAUCAGAAGCGCCACCGGUAAAAGUGAAAGCGAUAAGUUAUCCUUUGUCGAGAAGAUUGCGUGUUCGGUUAUUGGUGGUGGUUUGUCCGCGUGGAACCAGCCUAUCGAGGUGGUCAGAGUGGAGAUGCAGUCCAGAGCUAAGGACUCGAACCGUCCAAAGAACUUGACUGUCGUCACUGCCUUGAAGUACAUCUACCAGCAGAACGGGAUCAAGGGCUUGUACAGAGGUGUCACCCCGAGAAUCGGGUUGGGUGUCUGGCAGACUGUCUGUAUGGUCGGUAUGGGAGACGUUGCCAAGGAAUGGGUCGGGAAGGUUACCGGUGAGACCCCGGUAGGCAAGGGCCACUAG
Messenger RNA from Babjeviella inositovora NRRL Y-12698, 930 nucleotides. It is a transcript of the gene YHM2, whose product is annotated as Yhm2p. Gene Ontology annotation, molecular function: tricarboxylate secondary active transmembrane transporter activity. The coding region runs from base 1 to 930 and encodes 309 amino acids. The record is from RefSeq and is a predicted model, not a curated record. The transcript has a single exon. Gene Ontology annotation, cellular component: mitochondrion. NCBI's taxonomy places the organism in Eukaryota, Fungi, Ascomycota, Pichiomycetes, Serinales. Gene Ontology annotation, biological process: alpha-ketoglutarate transport; mitochondrial citrate transmembrane transport.